UACUUUUAUUUAUUUAGUAGUGAUAACAUAUUCUAUAUAUGUAUAGAUAUACUAUAUACAGUUCUCUUCUCCAUUGCAAGAAAGAAAGAACAAACAAUGGAAAACUCCAAACCCAAUGCCAAAUUGAAACUGAAACGUGCAAUGGAGAUGCUCACAGGUUUGGUUAGUUCGUCACAGACUCCAUUCUCCAAAUUUCACACACCCAAUCACCCUCCAUAUUCCCUGAUGAUAUUUAGGGCAAUAAUGGAGUUAAAUGAAGGAAAUGGAUCAAGUUAUGAGGAAAUAUUUGAGUUUAUUGAGAGGGAAUAUUGUGUUAUGCCUUUUGCACUUGGUCCAUUUCUAAGGCAUUAUUUAAGAAAACUUUGUGGGAGAAGAGAGGUUUUGUUUGUGAAUGAUGGAGUGUACAUUCUUCCGGAUGAGGGGUUGGAGUCGAAGAAGAGAAAAAGGGGUCGAAAAUCGGGGAAGAAAGUGGGGACACAAAGCAAAAUGAAGGUGGCAGUUGAAGAGAUCGGGAAAGGAAGACGAAUUGAAGAGCAGGGUGUGAGCAUUAAAGAGAAUGAUGAGCAAAAGAAAAGGGAAGAUGAAGAAGUGCAGAGGGAGGUGGCGGUGGUGGAAAAUGUUGACAAAGGAAAGGAAGAGGAGACCGAAAUUGCUGAAGAGCAAUCUAAGUUAGAAAGACAACAAGUGAAUGAUGUAGAAAAUGAGGCUGCAAUGCAGAGAACAAGCUUGGUAGUGAACAAUGAAGAAAUAGUACAACAAAUCACCAAAGAAAAAUAUGAAGAAGCCGAAACACUGAACAAAGAAGGUAAUGUUGCGGGGGAAAAACAGAAUGAAAUGAGUGAAGAGCAACAGCCUCAGGUUUUGGUUGAAAGAAAUGAAAGUGAAAACUUGAACAAAGAAUGUAAUGAAGGAGAAACCGAAGAAAAACAUAAUGAAGCGGUUGAUGAGCCGCUUGGAAUAAGCUUGAAGCGAACUGAAAAUGAUAAAUCGAAUGAAGAACACAAUGAAUCUGAGGAAAGACAGUAUGAAGUGACUGAAGAACAACAAACUAAACUAGUUGAUAAAACAUGUCAAUUGGCUGAGGCACAAAACCAACAGCAGCAGCAGCAAGACGAAGAAUCGAAGUUGAGUUACGAUACAACAACAACAGCAUCUGCAUUGAAUGAUGAAAAUGUUGAACAUGGGGAGCAAAAAAAUGAAGUGAUAGAAGAACAACAACAGCCUGGAAUGAGCUUUGACCGAAAUGAUGUUCAAACACAACAUACUAAAGUGAAAAAGAAACAACAACUAUACAAAAUCAGGUUCAGUUGCAAAACAAGAUCAGCAUCUGCUCAAACAGCCAUUACCCCUUCUAAUGAUCCGAGUAGUAAGGGCGAGCAGAUCAAUAUGGAACAGAUUUCAGAGCUUCCUAUUAUGCAAGUUUUUCCCGGGCUUAAAUCAUUCGAAAAGAAGUUAUGUCUCGUAUUGAAACGAAAGCAUGAUCAAUGUCAUGUUCAGAAGAGGCAACUGAGAUCCCAUAAUAGACUCAACAUACCUGCAUUAGUCCCCGAGACAACGAUUUUGGAACCGCCAAUGCUUCCUUCUGUUUCUGAAUCUGCUGCAUCUUCUGGACAUCAAAAUGAGCAAAAACCGAAAGCACUAAGGAAGCGAGGAAGGCCUUCUAAACCAAAAACACAAAUGAAAGAGAAGUUACCAAAAUGUUUAGGCCGAGGAAGACCUCCUAAACCGAAGACUGAUGAAGACUCGAUUUCGGGGGUUUGUGUUCAAAAUCAGAAAGAGCAACAACCCCGACGUCAAGACAGGGGAAGGCCUCGAAAACCAAAAUCAGAUACUGAGAUUUGAUACUAAUGCCUAGCUCUACAUUUGGGAUGCAAUGAGAAUUUUCAGCUGUUUUGCUUUGUUGAGAAUUUUCAACUAUAUUUAUGCUCUUUUUGUACAUACAUAUAUUUAACUAUAAUUAUUUUGAAGAUUAACAAGGAUUAUUAAGUUGAUAAA
This is a messenger RNA of Cannabis sativa, 1995 nucleotides long. RefSeq lists its product as uncharacterized. Bases 97 to 1842 code for a protein of 581 amino acids. NCBI's taxonomy places the organism in Eukaryota, Viridiplantae, Streptophyta, Magnoliopsida, Rosales, Cannabaceae. Gene Ontology annotation, cellular component: nucleus; nucleolus; nucleosome. Gene Ontology annotation, biological process: nucleosome assembly; chromosome condensation; negative regulation of DNA recombination. The record is from RefSeq and is a predicted model, not a curated record. The transcript is spliced from 3 exons. Gene Ontology annotation, molecular function: double-stranded DNA binding; nucleosomal DNA binding.